ACACGCAUGCGCAGUGCGGAUUAAACUCCCUAUCAAGCUAGCUCUAAUCGUUUGACGUGGUUGUGUAGAUAAAUAUUAGUGUAUGGUAUUUGGAUGUUAAACACUACUAUGCAUAUUUAGACAUAAGGUUACCUUAAAAAAAGGUAAGGAAAGAGUUAAGGUUAAAACAUGUAACUAGCUAGUUAGCUUAGUAGCAGAGAAGCUAUGUAGAAGAAAAUAGAGCUAAACGCUGUCAGGAUCUCCAGCUGAUUCGACUGCUUUUUGUCGUAAGCAACAUUGUUCAUUAAGAGCUUCUUGUGAUCACGAAGUUCACAGUUUCUUGACAGAACCAACUUACUGAGAAUGAAUUAGGACUGAUCAUUUUCAUGCACAUCAGCUGAAGUUGAUCUGAUCUACAGGCCCACAUGGCAUCAGAAGAAAUGGAGGGCAUGUGCUCUCUGCCAGACAUGACUACCAUCAAGGUGGAGCCUGCUGUAACUAUUGGCACAGCAGAGGAUGCCAGCUCCCAGAAUGUGGCCAUGGGCCCCAAAUUCAUCUUGCCAAACCGCUUUGACAUGAAUGUGUGUUCACGCUUUGUGAAGUCUCUGAACGAGGAAGACAGCAAGAACAUCCAAGACCAGGUGAACUCUGACCUAGAGGUGGCUUCAGUCUUGUUUAAAGCCGAAUGCAACAUUCAGACCUCUCCAUCUCCUGGGAUCCAGGUUAGACAUGUGUACACACCUUCCACCACCAAGCACUUCUCGCCAAUCAAGCAGUCAACCACACUUACCAAUAAGCACCGUGGCAAUGAGGUUUCCUCCACUCCGCUGCUUGUUCACUCUUUGUCCAUUCACCAGCUUGCAGCACAAGGAGAAAUGAUAUACUUAGCCAGCCGAAUAGAACAAGAGGCAGCAAUAAACCUGCAGGAUGAAGAAGGCUUUACGCCGCUAAUGUGGGCUGCAGCUCAUGGUCAGAUUGCUGUGGUGGAGUUUCUACUCCAGAGUGGUGCAGACCCCCACAUUUUGGCUAAAGGAAGAGAAAGUGCAUUAUCAUUGGCCUGCAGUAAAGGGUACACAGAUAUCGUCAGAAUGCUCAUUGACUGUGGUGUGAAUGUCAAUGAAUAUGACUGGAAUGGAGGAGCUCCUAUACUUUAUGCAGUGCAUGGGAACCAUGUCCGUUGUGUGGAAUUACUUUUGGAAAACGGAGCUGACCCGACCAUGGAAUCCGAUUCAGGCUUCAAUGCUAUGGACAUGGCAGUAGCAAUGGGCCAUAGACAUGGUUUGACAUCAAAGAUGAAUGAGAUGAUGUAUGGGGGAAGCCAUGGCCUAAAGGUUAGAGAAGCAGCUUUGGGACCAAAAGGUUGCUGGUUUGAUUCUAUGGACCAGCAGGAAUGGCUGAAGUGCCCUUGAGCAAGGCCACUUCUCCCACCAACUUCUCCCCAGGCUGCUCUGGUUCAGCAGGUGAUGGAAGCACAUCUACUGAAGCUGCUGCAAGGAAUCAAAGAGUGACUGAAACUAGUGAAGACAAACUGGAGGCGCGAAAGCACACAAACAGAAGACAAAUGAACAUUGUGCAUGUUUACAUUAGUUUUAAGUUACUCAAGCUAAUUUAAUCUUUUUUUUUUCAAGCAACAUGUUAAUGUGUGAAUUUGUGUACUAUGGAUAUUUAUUUAGUAAUAUGGUUUUGUGAAACUGAACUGUGUUCUCCAUCAAGGUUUUUCUAUGAAAUAACUAUAUUCUAAAAUAAAGUUGGACAGGCACAAUAACAGACUGUACU
This is a messenger RNA of Neoarius graeffei (lesser salmon catfish), 1755 nucleotides long. RefSeq names its product ankyrin repeat, family A (RFXANK-like), 2 (gene ankra2). Gene Ontology annotation, cellular component: cytoplasm; nucleus. The transcript has 10 exons. Bases 405 to 1388 code for a protein of 327 amino acids. Lineage: Eukaryota; Metazoa; Chordata; Actinopteri; Siluriformes; Ariidae. Gene Ontology annotation, molecular function: protein binding. The record is from RefSeq and is a predicted model, not a curated record.